ACCCAUACGCAGAGAUAAGAUCAAAUUGUGAGGCUGAGCAAGAAAAUCUUCUACUUUCCCCAGAAAAUUAGUGAUCAGAAAUUUUUUUUGGUUCUUGAUUCUUUGAUCUUCUUUUUCUUUCCCCCCCCUUCUGUAACAUCCCCGCUUCUCUGUAUCCCUUUCUGUAAAUCAUCUGUCUUUCAAGUUCUCUGUAUUUUUGGGUUUGUUUUUCCAAAACAGUGCACAAAAAGCAAACUUAGAGAAGGAUUUCAAGGAAGCCAGGUGUUUUCAGAACAGAGAUCCAGUGUUUUUCAUUCACUGAUUUCUAUUUUUUAAAGCUUUUUUUAAUUUUCUUUUUUUUAUAUAUAUAUAUUUUUAAUUUUAUCAAAUCACCUAGGAGGGUAAUUUUUGUAUCCCUCAAGGUUGGUUUUCUGAGAUCUGGGCUAAAGAGGCCGAUUUAUUUACGAUCCUCUUUUGAUCCUCUUUUUAUCAGAAGAAUUUUAUUGUACUUAAUCUUUCUGUGUUUGUCUUGUUUUCUUUAUAAUCUUGAUCUGUUCUUUUGGUUUUGGUUCUUUGUAAAUUUUGGUGUUAAGAAAUGGCAGUUACAAUGGAUUCAUGGAGUAGUAGCUCACUGUUUCAGUCAGAUUCAGACCCAUUUAGGGGUGGUGACCUCAUGGAAGCACUUGAGCCUUUUAUAAAAAGUGCUUCCCCAACCUCCUCUUCUUCAAAUUCUCUCUCCCCUCCUCCUACCUCUUCCUCCUUUUCUUCUUCCUACAAUUCUUGCUAUUUGUCUCCCCCUUUCUCCUCCCAGUCCAUUUCUUCAUACCCAGAUAGUUGCUCCACCUCGACAACCCAACUCUUUUCUCAAGGGUUCUCGACCCAUGACCCGUUGGGUCUGGAGCAACCGGGUUCAAUUGGGCUCAACCACCUAACCCCAUCUCAGAUCCAACAGAUCCAAGCCCAGAUUUACUUCCAACAGCAGCAGAUGAACAAUCAAUGGCCUCAGCAACAGCCGACCCUGAGUUUCCUCAGCCCAAAGCCCAUCCCCAUGAAGCUAGUGGGCUCUCCCCCAAAGCCCAACAAGCUCUACAGAGGAGUGAGACAGAGGCACUGGGGAAAGUGGGUCGCUGAGAUCCGUUUACCCAAGAACCGGACCCGACUCUGGCUAGGCACCUACGACACAGCCGAGGAAGCCGCGCUGGCCUACGACAAGGCGGCUUACAAGCUUCGAGGCGAUUUCGCAAGGCUCAACUUCCCCAACCUCCGUCACAGUGGGUCCCACAUCGGCGAGUACAAGCCGCUCCACUCAGCCGUCGACGCCAAGCUACAGGCGAUCUGCCAGACCUUGGCUGAGGGAAAGCCAAUCGAUGCCAAGAAGUCGAAGCCGAGGUCGUCGAAGGUGGCAGCCGCAGCAGCAGCAGCAGCAGCAGCAGCCGCGGCUCGGGCUGUGGAGGUCGAGGAGGAGGGUUGUAAGGUGGAAGCCGAGUCGAACUCGCCGUCGUCGGAGAGUGAGGGGUCAGCCGGGUCGUCGCCGUUGUCGGAUCUCGGGUUUCCGGACUUCACGGAGGAGGAACCAGCAUGGGAUGGGUCAUUGAUGUUGGAGAAGUAUCCAUCUUAUGAGAUUGAUUGGGCUUCUUUGUAAAAAGCAUUAUCUAUCUUGUCGUGGUCGCUGUAAUUAAAUUUUUGGCAAUUGCAGGGCUUAUUAUUAUUAUUAUUAUUAAGUUUUGAGUCUUUUGUGUUUUGUAUUUGUUUUUUUGGUUAAUUAGUAGUUGGGUUAUCAUGUAAUAUUGGGUUUUAGGUGUUGAUGUGUAGGGAUUAAUGGGUAAAGUUGUGAUUAUUAAUGUUGACAGUGUAUGUAAUAUAUGUUCUUCCAUGGUCAGCUUGGUUUUUGUGUUGGCUAGACCAUGGGGAAGCCCUGUGUAGUAGGUUCGUUCAUUCACUCCGUAUUGGUGUGUAAUUCAUUUCUAUUCAGCAGAGCUUGUUUGGUGAUUUAAUA
Molecule: messenger RNA, 1975 nt
Organism: Camellia sinensis
Lineage: Eukaryota; Viridiplantae; Streptophyta; Magnoliopsida; Ericales; Theaceae
Source: RefSeq, a predicted model, not a curated record